Messenger RNA from Drosophila simulans, 2888 nucleotides. RefSeq names its product transcription elongation factor B polypeptide 3 (gene EloA). Gene Ontology annotation, cellular component: elongin complex; nucleus. Bases 336 to 2258 code for a protein of 640 amino acids. Lineage: Eukaryota; Metazoa; Arthropoda; Insecta; Diptera; Drosophilidae. The transcript has 8 exons. The record is from RefSeq and is a predicted model, not a curated record. Gene Ontology annotation, biological process: transcription elongation by RNA polymerase II.
UUCGGCCAGUGUUGACAAACGCCACGCAGUCAAAAGCAAAUCUCAUUUAGUUUCCAACGCUGCUGGCCUGGCAAAAGCAAAAAUCGAAUGUAUUAUUAUAAAGGCCCGUAAUGCUGUUGAAAAGAACUUAAAGCCUCACGACCAGAGGCUUCUCCGCGUGUGUGUGUGCACUUGUGCCUGUGCGUGUGUGUGCCCUAGCGUGCGUGUGUUUACCUGGAUUCCCUAAAAAAAAAUCAGUAAACUGAAAGUGAAAAAGAAAACGGGAAGAGACGACAAAGUCUGCCUGCGUGCCAUUUUUUCAUUUCAUUUCGCGUGGAAUACUUUCGGACGACGCGAUGGCCUCCACCAGCAAUCUGCUGGACGUGGUGCGCCACUACCAGCGCAGCAUUGAGAAGCACGGCGAGGACGAACAACGGCUGCUGCACUGCAUCACCAAGCUGUUCAACCUGCCGAUCAAAUUCGAGCACCUGCAGGAAACUGGAAUUGGCAAGACGGUGAAUGCCCUGCGCAAGAUCAGCGGGGAAGUUGGCGUAGCGGCCAAGACGCUGGUAACCAAGUGGAAGGCUAUGGUGGCGAAGGAGGACCCUUCGAUCGCAUCUACGCCCACAGCCAGACACAACGAAGAGGACUCAGUCAAGACCAAGUCCAGCGACGAGGAUCCCGACCAGGAGAACAAGGGCGGCAACUCAUCCAGCGGCGAAGACUUACACACCAGCAAGCACAAGUCAAAGCAUGCCAAGGGCUCCAAGCAUGAGCGUAGCAGCAGCAGCCGAUCUCACUCCAAGAGUAGGUCUGACUCGGAUAAGAAGCACAAGAGCACUCGUCACGACAAGUCCAAGGAUAGGGAUAAAGAUCGGGAGGGCCAGAAGGAAACUAAGGAGCACAGAGAAAGGAAGUCAAAUGGCGAGCACAAGCCAAAGGAUUCCAGCAAAUCCAGUAGCAGUCACAAGAGCAGCAAAUCCGAGAGCCACAAGAGCGAACACACCAAAAGCAAGCACGAAAAGGACAAGACUUCGCACAGCGAUUUAAAGGAAGUCAAAGACAAGUCAAGCAAACACAAAUCAUCGUCCUCCAAGUCAUCAAAGCGCUCCCAUAGUCCCCCACGCCACGAGGAGGAGUCUCAAAAGGCAAAGAUACCCAAAGUUAAGUCGAAAUCUGAGGAAGAUUCCGCUGAUGGUUUUGACUCCAGCAUGGGCGCAAAUUUUGACGAUGUUCUUGGUCUGCUAAACAUACCCAUAAGUAGCAAGAAGAGCAGCAGCAACAGCAAGAGCAAGUUUGUCGCCAAGCCAACUGCAGCCCCUUCCUCGUCAGCACCUACGACUGCUGGAUCAUCCAAAGAGGCCCUCUCGACCAGCAGUCGACCGACCUCCAAAAAACCCGAACUGUUGGCGUCCACAGCUAAGCUGGAGCCCUUGGAUCCAAACAUUGCACUAGAACUUCCCACCAUAUCCAAUAACUACAAGCCCUUACCAUUAAAUCAGACAGUUAUGGACGUUGUCUUUAACCAGGGUGGCACACAAAAGGCGCAAGCAUCACGAUACUUUAAUGAGUCAGAAGCUCUAGCGCAGGGCAUCUCCUCCAAAACUAUGCGUACCAAGAUCUAUUCGGGUGUGAGAACUGGUCAGAUCCUGCAGGUCCCUUCCCUUUUUGAUCUCUGCAUCCGCGUGCUGCAAAAGAACAUUGAUGCACUGGAGUACACGGGUGGCGUUCCGUUUGAGGUCCUACGUCCCGUUUUGGAGCGCGCUACCCCCCAGCAGCUGCUUAACUUUGAGGAGUACAAUCCUUAUUUGAUGGAUGACAGUGAUGUCCUAUGGCAACAACAUGUCCAACGUCACUGUCGCAGUCAACGGCGUGAAGAGAUGGAAACGUGGCGCGAAAUGUUUUUGCGCUGCCAAGAGGAAAAGGAUCGCAAACUUAGCAUUCUGGCCGAGAGCAUUAAGGCAUCGCAAAAGAUAAGCGAGGCGCCUGUGCGCAAGACGCAAUUGGCCUUUGUGGACUCAAUGGUGAAGCCGCCGCGCAGUGUGCAGCGCAAGCAAGAGCAAUAUGGCACCAAGGGCAAGCUCAUUGCCACUCCAGCCGCCCGAGUGGCCGCCUUGUCCAGCGUGACUCCAAAUGCAGCCAAGGUGGGCGAUGCCCGACUACGUGUGCUGGCCGCUGCCAGGGACACGGCCCAAGUGGGUGCUGGACCAGCGCGAUCCAAGAAGGCACCUCUAAUGGCGAAGACCUUGCAGUUUAUGCGCGGACGUCUUAAACGAUAAAUGCGUUUACUCAUUAUAGCUACAAUCUUAUACUCAACUUCUUCAGCAACAACUUAAGCAGCAGCAGUAGCAGCAAACUCGAUCUAUCAGGCAUUCACGGUGGGAUUACCUCCCAACUUUAUUGGCAAGGACUUUCAGUUCUGCAUAAAGUGACCAUGUGAUACUAGACCUUCUGCUUCCCAGUGCGCUGUGGAAUCAACCUGCUGCUGUCGACAUGCGUACGAUAUGCAUGCUAUUUAUUAUUUAUUCACGUUCUGCCCUCUUUCAUUACGCUGUAUAAGUCAUUAUAUUUAAGCCAACAGGAUAAAGAUAAAGCUUUUGUUGCAUCCCGCUGCGUCGUAGACAAGCUCAUUUACAUAAGUUAAGAUAUUUGAUUAUAGUGGUUCAAUUGAUUCAUUGCAUGUAACUUACGAUCAGAAGGCUGAUCACUCCAACACUAUUUUAAAAAUAAGUUCAAUGUUCUUUGUUCAAAAGGGCUGUGCGUAUGUCCAAAAUCAUAGAGGUUCCAAGCUAAAUAAUUGUAUAUAAAUGUAUUUACACAAUCCUAAACCUAUAUGAAACUACCUAAAUUAUUGAAGAACAGUAAAAUGUCUCAAUGCAUCGCUAAUUAAAUUCGAUCAAAAAAUUCUA